Polypterus senegalus (gray bichir) is the source of this 454-nucleotide messenger RNA. RefSeq names its product histone H2B 5-like. The record is from RefSeq and is a predicted model, not a curated record. Gene Ontology annotation, cellular component: nucleosome. The transcript has a single exon. Bases 31 to 408 code for a protein of 125 amino acids. NCBI's taxonomy places the organism in Eukaryota, Metazoa, Chordata, Cladistia, Polypteriformes, Polypteridae. Gene Ontology annotation, molecular function: protein heterodimerization activity; structural constituent of chromatin; DNA binding.
GAACAUUUUUUGUUGAUACACUGAACAGCAAUGCCUGAACCGAAAACUGCUCCUGCUCCCAAGAAGGGCUCUAAGAAAGCCGUUUCUAAGAGCCAGGCGAAAGGUGGAAAGAAACGCAGAAAGUCCAGGAGGGAAAGCUAUGCCAUCUAUGUGUACAAGGUGCUGAAGCAGGUUCAUCCCGAUACGGGCAUUUCUUCGAAGGCAAUGGGAAUCAUGAAUUCAUUUGUGAAUGACAUCUUCGAGCGCAUCGCCGGUGAGGCUUCUCGUCUUGCUCACUACAACAAGCGCUCAACCAUCUCUUCCAGGGAGAUCCAGACUGCUGUGAGACUCUUGUUACCAGGCGAAUUGGCAAAGCAUGCCGUGUCUGAGGGUACCAAGGCAGUUACCAAGUACACCAGCUCCAAAUAAACUACAGAACUCCUGAUUCAAACCAACGGCUCUUUUCAGAGCCACC